Molecule: messenger RNA, 1757 nt
Organism: Pollicipes pollicipes
Lineage: Eukaryota; Metazoa; Arthropoda; Thecostraca; Pollicipedomorpha; Pollicipedidae
Product: alpha-ketoglutarate-dependent dioxygenase alkB homolog 6
Exons: 5
Coding region: 371-1168 (265 amino acids)
Cellular component (GO): nucleus
Source: RefSeq, a predicted model, not a curated record
UCUAGAAACUAACACCGUUUACUGCACCUCCUUGCUACACCACUAUCCUGCACGAAAAUUCCUGACCAGUGCGACACAUUCCUUCUAUCCUCUGUCGCGCUUAGUUACCACCUGUGCUACCAAACUUGUAAGACAACACUUCAACGAUGGACGCCUGAGCCCAAGAGGCUAUGCGCCCUUAACCAACAACAACAACAACACAGGGUGCUAUAUGCUAUGCGCCCUGAACCUACAACAACAAGGGGUGCUAUCGCCCUAAACCAACAACAACAAGGGGUGCUAUCGUCGCUGCCGUGCUACCCUGCGCUAAAACAAUCGCGUUUGCGGCCGGUGUGCAAACUAUUCCGAAGACAGACAAGCCAAUACCAGGAUGGAGGGUCUUGAGAAGUACAGGAUCAAAGAAGCGCCCGACGUGGUGCACUACGUGCCCGAGUUCGUGUCGCCGGCCGAGGAGAGCCGCCUGCUGGAGCACGUGUACGCGGCGCCGCGGCCGCGCUGGACCCAGCUGGCGCACCGGCGCCUCCAGAACUGGGGCGGCCUGCCGCACCCUCGCGGCAUGCUGCCAGAGCCCAUCCCCCAGUGGCUGCGGCUAACCAUGGAGCGGAUCGGCGCUCUGGGCUGCUUCGGCGAGCACCGUCCGAACCACGUGCUGGUGAACGAGUACACGGCCGGCCAGGGCAUCAUGCCGCACACGGACGGCCCGCUCUUCACGCCCGUCAUCACCACCGUAUCGCUCGGCUCGCACGCGCUGCUCGACUUGUACCGGCCGCGUCGUGACGCACAGGUACGCUGCCCGACCUGUACCGGCCGCGGCGCGACGCACAGGUAUGCUGCUCGACCUGUACCGGAGUCUUCACAAGAGGGCGGUCUUCAGGAGGAUUCGCCCCAAAAGGCCGGCCUGCAGGAGGAGGAGGAGGAGGAGUGUGAGGACGGCCGGCCGGUUCUGCUCGGCUCGCUGCUGCUGGAGCCGCGCAGUCUCCUGGUGGUGCGACAGGACGCCUACCACAGUGUGCUGCACGGCAUCGAGCCCGUUCGCGAGGACACCAUCACCCCGACCGUGUACAACGCGGCCGGCCGGCCGACUGGCCAGCGGCUGGUGCGCUCCACGCGGGUCUCCCUCACCAUCCGGCACGUGCCCAAGGUGCUGAAGGUCCGGCUGAGACUGUGACGACAGCAGGUCACCGGCGCCCGACGCCGGGCACCUGGUGACGUCCCGUGUACCAGACUUCAAGGUCCGGCUGAGACUGUGACGACAGCAGGUCACCGGCGCCCGACGCCGGGCAGCUGGUGACGUCCCGUGUACCAGACUUCAAGGUCCGGCUGAGACUGUGACGACAGCAGGUCACUGGCGUCCGACGCCGGGCAGCUGAUGAAGUCCCCUGUACCAGACUACAAGGCCUGCCUGCGGCUGUGACUCGGCGGGUUCCGCACCGCAUCUGUUGCGUUGUGAAGUCGCUCCGUCGGCGGACAGGUGGAGAAGACAGAAUGGGAGGUGGCCCGAGACAUGUCCCUACCUGGCGCGUGCCGAUUUGUUCAUAGUCACGCGCUGUCCUGAACUCAUGGUAUUUGAGUUAACCGUGAGUAUUGUAUUAGCUCUGUUGGUUGUUGCGUGCCGUAUAUGACAUGCGGAUGUAUUUUUUAGACAAUGCGCACCAUUCCUGGAUUCCAUGUGUAAUGCGCGCCCCGGCUUGUGGCUGGCUGGUUUCGGAUUUGCAUUGAAUUGUGUCCGUUGCAUUUGCAAUAAAUGGCGAACGAUA